Molecule: messenger RNA, 4035 nt
Organism: Macaca mulatta (Rhesus monkey)
Lineage: Eukaryota; Metazoa; Chordata; Mammalia; Primates; Cercopithecidae
Gene: P2RX3
Product: purinergic receptor P2X 3
Biological process (GO): response to ATP; calcium ion transmembrane transport
Cellular component (GO): plasma membrane
Molecular function (GO): ATP binding; purinergic nucleotide receptor activity; extracellularly ATP-gated monoatomic cation channel activity
Source: RefSeq, a predicted model, not a curated record
GAAAAAAAAAAAAAAAAGAAGUGCUAACUGCUAUGCUACAGGUAGAGUGAAACUCAUUACCAACUGGAGUUAGAAAUAUGUGAGUCUUUACUCAUCACACCCCAGAAGACCCAGAAAAACUUUCAAGAGACCCUCUCCCCCUGACCCAUGCCACUGGGGGCAAUUCAGGAAAGGAGGGGACGGCUGCAGAACUGGGUGGAAUUUGGCUGGCACUCAGGAAUGAAGGCGGUCUUCAGUUCAGGCAGGCUGUUAGGUGACUAGGGGACGGGAAAUUGCAAAGGGCUUUAGGGAGAGCGUGAGCAGCUGGUGAGCUGGGAUGAGGAUGCUGCAGAAGAGAACAGAACAGAAACAGUAGACAGAGUGCAGAUAAAACAUUAGUCCCAGAGGGCUCCAGCCAGCUACAUCCCAGGCAAUCAGGAGCCCAGGAUUGGAGACCCCACCCCUGCUGUGACAUCACAGGGGAGUGGGGUGGAGACGAACAAAAAGGGGGUCCCCCGCCCUGGUCUCUUGGAAGCCAGAGUAUCAAGAGAAGAGAGAACCUGACUAGGGUUGCCUGGCUUAAAGGGACAGGCUCCCCAUUCCUCCGACCCCUCUAAGCUGCCCCCUCCAGGUCGUGAUCCUGUCUCCCUGUCCUGUGGGACCUCCCUCUCCUGAGGCCACCACUGGGCCCCCUUCUGAGUGUCCCCUGAGCACUCUCUCAGUAUGAACUGCAUAUCCGACUUCUUCACCUAUGAGACCACCAAAUCGGUGGUUGUGAAGAGCUGGACCAUCGGGAUCAUCAACCGAGUAGUUCAGCUUCUGAUCAUCUCCUACUUUGUGGGGUGGGUUUUCUUGCACGAGAAGGCAUACCAGGUACGGGACACAGCCAUUGAGUCCUCGGUGGUAACCAAGGUGAAGGGCUUCGGACUCUACGCCAACAGAGUCAUGGAUGUGUCUGAUUAUGUGACGCCACCUCAGGGCACCUCAGUCUUUGUCAUCAUCACCAAGAUGAUUGUUACUGAAAACCAGAUGCAAGGAUUCUGCCCAGAGAGUGAGGAGAAAUACCGCUGUGUAUCAGAUAGCCAGUGCGGGCCUGAGCGCUUCCCAGGCGGGGGGAUCCUCACUGGCCGCUGCGUGAACUACAGCUCUGUGUUCCGGACCUGUGAGAUCCAGGGCUGGUGCCCCACGGAGGUGGACACGGUGGAAAUGCCCAUCAUGAUGGAAGCUGAGAACUUCACUAUUUUCAUCAAGAACAGCAUCCGUUUCCCCCUCUUCAACUUUGAGAAGGGAAACCUCCUUCCCAACCUGACAGCCAGGGACAUGAAGACCUGCCGCUUCCACCCGGACAAGGACCCUUUCUGCCCCAUCUUGCGGGUAGGGGACGUGGUCAAGUUUGCGGGGCAGGAUUUUGCCAAACUGGCGCGCACGGGUGGCGUUCUGGGCAUUAAGAUUGGCUGGGUGUGCGACUUGGACAAGGCCUGGGACCAGUGCAUCCCCAAGUACUCCUUCACCCGGCUGGACAGCGUUUCUGAGAAGAGCAGCGUGUCCCCAGGCUACAACUUCAGGUUUGCCAAGUACUACAAAAUGGAGAACGGCAGUGAGUACCGCACCCUCCUGAAGGCUUUCGGCAUCCGCUUCGACGUGCUGGUGUACGGGAAUGCUGGCAAGUUCAACAUCAUCCCCACCAUCAUCAGCUCUGUGGCAGCCUUUACUUCUGUGGGAGUGGGGACUGUUCUCUGUGACAUCAUCCUGCUCAACUUCCUCAAGGGGGCCGAUCAAUACAAGGCCAAGAAGUUUGAGGAGGUGAAUGAGACUACGCUGAAAAUCGCCGCUUUGACCAACCCAGUGUACCCCAGCGACCAGACCACGGCGGAGAAGCAGUCCACUGACUCGGGGGCCUUCUCCAUAGGCCACUAGGCCUCUGUCCAGGGACCCACACUCACAAAGGCUCCAGGCCUCCCCACAGGGGACCCUGCCUGAGCAAGGGGGCAUGGGAGGGAAGAGGGGCUCUCAUUGCUGCUGCUCACUCCAUGAGCACAGCUGGGACCCGGGUGUCUGGGCCUCCCACUGCUCCAGCGGACAGGCAGUGCCCCCUGCUGAGACCCCAAUCUCACCUUCACUCCUUGCCUGACCCCAUCUGCUUCCUAGGACCUCUGGGGCAGGAGCACCUGAGCCGUCCCUUUCCCAAAGAGUAGAGAUGAUGACGUAGAACAGAUGGCCACAAGGGCCUACCAGGUGCCAGGCACUUUCACACACGUUAUCUCAUUUAAUCCUUAGAGUAAUCCUAUGAGGUACAUACUAGUUUCCCUUGUUUUGAAGAUAAACCAGGGCUCAGAGAGACUGAGUCAUUUGCCCCAGGCCAGACAGUCAGGAUGGGAGAGAGCUGGGAUGUGAACCUCCGUCUGACUAACUCCAUCACCUACACCCCAUGAGAGAAGAAUGAACUCCCGGGGGCCUCAGCCCUGCUGCUUCAGCCGCCUCUGCCCUGACCAUGACUCGGUUAGUAAAGAGUAAGCCCCAUGCCUUUCCCAGCAACAGAGGCUGCAUUUCAGGGAGACUGGUUAGACAGUGGUGAGGGACCCCGUCUCUGACUUGGGUGGGUCCCAGAUUUAGAAGGAAACCGAAGGCAUGGGCUGUCGGUGAAUUUUUCCUUAUCACACGCCACAGCUCUCUCUCCAAACCAGGGAAGGGGUCAUUCUUGUUCUUCUCCGGGACCCCGCACCCACACACAUCUGGCCCCUCACUCUGGGGAUUUGAUUCCCAGGCCUGGGGUCCUGUCGUAGGCUGGGACCCUGUUCCAGGAGUUCAGCAGUCCUCAUUGACAACAUCGGUGAAAAGGCUCCAGUGAGGCCUGGUGCCUUGGGAGCUACUCAGCUGGGUCGGCCAGGCCUGUCCCCAUAGGGUCUUAAUAAGGUGUCCCGUUUUCUAAGGUUAGAAGCUAAAGGGGCCUUAGAAACCAUCUUAUCUAACCCUCUUGCUUACAGAUGAGGAAACUGAGGCCAGAAAGGGAAAAUGACUGGUUCAGUGCCACAGUUCACGGCCAAAAAGGAACCCACAUGUCCUGCCCUUCAGGGAAGGAGGCAAGAACAGGAAGCUGGGUCCAUUGACCCAGACAUCCUCUAUCCCCUUUUCUGGCCUCUCUUACAGUGAGAGGCCCAGAAAUUGCCCCAGGGCAGGGCUCUGGGGCAAACCUAGGUUUUGUGAAUCCUAAGCAUAUACAAUUUGGGGGCAUCUCUUUAGAAAGAAUACAAAAUUAGGUGUUAGAAGGGGCUCAUGCUAGUGAAUGAGCCUAAAGAAUGUUUUGAUAGCUUCACGAUAAAUCUGCAUCUGGCAGUCAGAGUAGGCAUGAUCAUGAGGUCUUAGCAGCACCAGCUCAGCUGUAGAUGGAGGGCGGCCCCUCAACACAAGGCACAGGAAGUGGGGAAGGGGACAGCUUCAGGAGUAGUUCAGGAGGCUCAAACGGUGGGUACUUGCAAAGGCCUUGCCCAAUGACCCCCCACCCCAGGGGGAGAAGGGGUAAGAAGACUGUCUCCACAUAAGGCUCAGCACGACUUCCCUCACUCUGCCCUAACCCACAGCCUCAUGCCCAGGAUGGUAGGGCAUAUCUCCCCAGGGUCAGCCUUGGGAAUUGGGCAGUGCCUGGAGAUCUGACCAGGCUAUGCUUCUCCAGCAGAGACAUCAGUGAAGCCAGCACUACAUUCUCCACCUGGGAGUCCCCAGGCAUUCCUGGGGAAUCCAGUUCUUGGGAGGCUGGGGUCAUGGGGAUGCUCUCUAAUGGGGAGAUGGAGACAGUGGUGUCCUGAAGGGACCCUUCCCUCAACCCCUCCCCUUUACCCAGAUGGAGGUGGUCCUCCUGCAGGUGCCUCAGCCCCUCUGGAGCCGGCCAGCAAGUGUGUGAGCCUGAGGUUGUCCUCCCCAUAUCUGAACUAAGUUACCGCUUCUGUGUGCUAGAUGUAGGGUUAAUAUCAGUUGUGAUAAAAACAGCUACCUUGUCUCUGUUGCAUUAUGGUUUACUCAGCACAAUCACCAACAUAAUCACAUGGAUCCUCACACCAA